AUGAAGUUCUGUGUUCGAGUUGCCAUCGGCACUAUACUAGCCUGGUGCCAAACUGUCCAUGGCAAGGCCUUCCAAUAUGAGCAAAGAGACACGAAUAUCACUUUCACAAACCCAAUCCUCCCAGGAUUCCACCCUGAUCCGAGUUGCAUAUUCGUCGAAGAACUUGACAAGACAUUCUUUUGCGCAUCGUCAUCAUUCUUGACUUUUCCUGGGAUCCCCAUAUAUGCCAGCAGAGACCUACAGAACUGGAAACUGGCCAGCCGCGUGUUUAGUCGCCCUACGCAGAUUCCUGAUCUCAAAACGACCUUGACCUAUAGUUCUGAAGGGGGCAUAUGGGCGCCGACUUUGCGUCACCACAACGGGACAUUCUAUCUCAUCUGCACCUUUGUCCACAUCGGAGCAGCAGGCAGCCGAAAUUUCAAGAACUUUGUCUUCACUACUGCGUCUCUGUUUGAUGAAGAAUCUUGGAGUGAUCCCGUCGAGGUCGAAAUGCACGGCAAGAGCGCGAUAGAUCCGGAUCUAUUCUGGCAUGAAGACGGAACGGUCUAUAUGCACACGGGGUGGGGUCGCAUCUACCAGCAGACCGUUGAUUUGCAGACUGGCGAGUCUUCCGUUCCAGUCGUCGUCUGGAACGGCACCGGAGCAUCAAACCCAGAGAGCCCUCAUAUCUUUCAGCGCGAAGAUUAUUAUUAUCUGCUUAUUGCACAGGGAGGGACCGGCAAAGAGCAUGCGGUUGCCGUGGCUCGGUCGAGGAAUAUCUCCGGGCCGUACGAGAGCUACACUGGAAAUCCAAUUCUUACGGCCGCAGGGACAGAUCGAUUCUUCCAAGCUACUGGUCACGCGGACUUAUUUCAGGAUAGCAAUAGCAACUGGUGGGGUGUGGCACUGGGUAAACGUUCAGGUCCAGACUAUCAGGUAUAUCCAAUGGGGCGAGAGACUCUGCUCUAUGCUGUGAGUUGGAAUGAGGGUUGGCCAACGCUGGACCCGAUUUUCGGAAAAAUGCAAGGUUGGGCGUUCGAUGUCACUAAUACAACCAUCCCUGGAAUUGGUUCGUAUAUUGAUGCACCCGAUCACGUCAAUUUUGGAGGUACAGAAAUCCCCACUCACUGGGUAAACUGGCGCUUUCCAGACUCUGAUGCCUAUUCCGUAUCGCCCACUACCCAUCCGGGUACGUUGGAAAUGGCGCCAUCGUUUUCCAAUUUGACCGGAAAUCUAACCACAGCUGGGCCCAUCAGCCUUGUGGGACGCCGCCAGACUGCAAGUCUUUUCAAUUUCAGUGUAUGCAUUGAAUAUGAGCCAUUGAGGGUGGGCGAGGAAGCCGGCAUGACGGCUUUCGUCACUCAACUGCAGCACAUCGAUCUUGGAAUUCUGCGCGGCGAAGAUGACAAUCAAGUUAUAAAACUUCAAACGACAUGUGACGGAGCAACGGAUACAACACCACCAAGCACUGUGGUUCAAGACUUACCAGAAACAUGGUAUGGCCAAAAAAUGUACUUGAACAUCCAGAUGUCUACACCUGAUACCUACACUUUCAGCGUUUCACGGGCUGCAGACUCAUCGGACUUGCUUGUCAUGGGGGACGUCAAUGCCAUAUAUCUUUCAGGUGGGAGUGGUAGUUAUACAGGCGUUUUACUUGGAGUAUACAAUACAAUUAAUGGUGGAAAUGGUAGUUCCAAAGCAUGGUUCAACGAAUGGAACUACACGCCAAUGGCUCAAGAAGUUGACGUUGGUGUUUUCGAUUAUAUAUGA
Molecule: messenger RNA, 1749 nt
Organism: Pestalotiopsis fici W106-1
Lineage: Eukaryota; Fungi; Ascomycota; Sordariomycetes; Amphisphaeriales; Sporocadaceae
Exons: 2
Coding region: 1-1749 (582 amino acids)
Biological process (GO): carbohydrate metabolic process
Molecular function (GO): hydrolase activity, hydrolyzing O-glycosyl compounds
Source: RefSeq, a predicted model, not a curated record